Molecule: messenger RNA, 3675 nt
Organism: Lodderomyces oxycetoniae
Lineage: Eukaryota; Fungi; Ascomycota; Pichiomycetes; Serinales; Debaryomycetaceae
Product: SMC5
Exons: 2
Coding region: 1-3675 (1224 amino acids)
Biological process (GO): mRNA processing; double-strand break repair via homologous recombination
Cellular component (GO): Smc5-Smc6 complex; nucleus
Molecular function (GO): ATP binding; phosphoprotein phosphatase activity; single-stranded DNA binding
Source: RefSeq, a predicted model, not a curated record
AUGGAGUCACACAAGCAGCUUAUGGAUGCCGGGUAUAAUGUUCAAUCGUUUGGGACAGGUUCAGCGGUACGGUUACCUGGUGUAUCGAUAGAUCGACCAAAUGUGUAUGAAUUUGGUACUCCUUACGACAAGAUAUACCAGGAUCUUGUUAGUCAAAAUGCUGGGAACAUAUACGAACUGAAUGGUGUUAUGCAAAUGUUGAGGCGAAACAAGGACGUUAAGCCUGCACCUGAAAAAUGGCACUCCAACUCCUAUGCAGGCAAGUUUGAUUUGGUGAUAACGUGUGAAGAGAGGUGUUUUGAUAGUGUAAUGGAAGAUUUGAUGUUUAGGAUGUAUAGCAAUAAUAACUCCACCUUCCCCGCCGAUGCAAAUCUGAGCCUAAAGCGAAUUGUUCAUGUUAUAAACGUUGAGAUCAAGGAUGAUCAUGAAAACGCCAUACUAGGCGGAAAGGGAAUAUUGAAAUUGGUCAACAUGAUACAUGAUUAUAAGAGAAAAAAGCUCAAUAAGGAUCAAGUUGAAGAUGAGCUGGAUGUGUUAGUAUGGAAUUUCACCACUUAUUCAUACACGGAGUUUGUCCUUUCGCCGACAUUGAACAUGAUUAUUGGUCCUAAUGGAAGUGGAAAGUCCACUUUAGUUGCUGCUAUCUGUAUUGGCCUCGCAGGUAAGAUUGAUUUGAUAAAACGGAAGAACUUGAAAUCGAUGAUCAAAACAGGCCAUGAAAGAGCCGCAAUUGAGAUCACCAUUGAAAAUGAAAUUGGUGAAGAGCCAAUAGUUGUUGAACGAGAUUUCUCAGCAAAGGAGUCAAUUUGGUCAAUAAAUCGAAAAAAGAGCACAGAGUCUGCUGUGAAAGAGUUGCGGUCAAAAUUCAACAUUCAGUUGGAUAAUCUUUGUCAUUUUCUCCCUCAAGAGAGAGUUGCUGAGUUUGCUGGUUUAUCCUCAGAAAAGUUGCUCAUGGAAACAGAAAGAACAUUGAAGGACGGACAUCUCUUGGCUAUGCACGAGGAUUUGAUACAAAAAGAUACAAAAAGUCAAGAGUUUCAAUUGAAAAUUGAACAGUUGAAAAAUAGGCUAGAGCAGUUACAUUUGGAAAGAUCGAAAUUGGAAGAAGAGGCAAGAAAACUACAAGAUUAUGAAAACAAGUCAAAGGAGUUGGAAAACCAUCGACUAUUGAUCCCUUAUGCAAGAUGGCAAGACAUGAAAGAAAAACAAUCACAUUUGAAACAUAAAAAGAAUCAGGCUAAAAAGAGACUUUCUUUAUUUGAUCAAAAUUUUGCCCCCUUGAGAGAAGAUUUGGGCAAACUCAAACUAGAAAUUGAAACCCAAAAUACCAAAGUGCAAAAACUGGAAAAGGAAGGAAAUUUUAUCAAAUCAAAUAUCGAACGACACAAAGACAAACUACGAAAUACUCAAGAUGAAAUUUCUGCUCUUGUACAAAACUUGGAAUCCUAUAAGACUAGAACCGAGCAGAAGAAGCAAGAAUUGGAACAGGUGAGGAGUGAGAUUCAAAACUUGAUUGAGCAGCGAAGAAUUAUUGGAAAUAUAGACAAAACCGAAAUCGAGGAGCUCAGUGCCAGUUAUUCAGAGAGUAAAUCCAUUUUGCGUGAUCUUCAAAAUAAACUUGAUGAUCAAAGUCACCAAAUCAAUGAUUUAAGCUCGGAUAUAAAGGAUUUGACCAUGAAAAUGAGGAGGGAAGAAAACAGGCUUCAAGGAAACGAUAAAUUGGACUUAUUGAUGGCUGAAGCUAGUCGAGAAAGGAAACCGUUUAGGCUACGUGACGAUUCUUUCAAGAUGCAUUGCACUUUGCGAGAACUCGAUGAAUUUCGAGGUAAUUAUUUUGAGGCGCCAGUCAUAUCCUGUAAUGUGAAGGAAAGACAUUUUGCUGCUGCUGUUGAAAAAGUGGUUGACAAGAAUACACUUUUUGCAUUCACCGUGAGCUCACAGCUUGGCUACGAGUUGAUGAAUGAGUACUCGCAAAGAACGAAAACUAAUACCCCACUUCGAAAGCUUGCAGAAGUUCGAAUCCCUAAGCCAGAAUUUCCAGCUGAAAAAUUAGCUUCCUUGGGCUUUGAAGGAUAUUUGUUGGAUUACGUUACUGGUCCUACGGAAGUUUUGAGCAUGCUUUGCAAUAGCUCAAAACUUCAUGCAAUUCCUAUUAGUAGACACAAGUUGACAGAAGCACAAAUAAAAAGAUUAACAGAUUCCUCAAGUGGAAGUUUCCCGUUUCGAAAGUUUAUUAGUGGCGACACGUUGUUUAAUGUUAUGAAAUCCAAAUACGGCUCCAAACAAGUUUAUUACCUGACAGAGAAAAUUUCCAGGUCCAACUUUUUUGAGACUUUGGGUUUAUCUGAGCUGGAGAAAAAGACAAUUAAAAGUACGGUUGAGAAUUACAAGGCAGAAAUUCGAGAAAAGAAGGAAAUUUAUGCCGAAUACAAGACCCGGGUUGAGGGUAUUGAAUCGAAAAUACGCUCGGUGAAAAACCAGUUGUCUCAAAUUAAAGGUAGACAGCAGAAAUUGAAGGAAGUUAUAAGUAAUGCAACCAAAAUUGAAGGAAGAAUCACGAUAAAAGGGGAAAAAGCACAAAAAUUGGAAAGAGACGCUAACAAAGAUUAUACUCACAAGAUCAGGUCCUACGAACAGAGGAUCACAGAUAAGUACGCCGAGUUUUCGGCAGAGUCCGCCGAAAUGAGUGAGUUGUUUUGCAAAUAUUCCAACCAGCAGAUUGAAAGCAAGCUUUGCGAUUUUGAAAUGCUCGAGUUAAAGAAUCGGCAAAAGACGGCGGAAUCCUUAGUGGAAGAACUUAGACAAUUGGAGAAGAAACUCCAGCAGGACUAUAUCAAAUAUAAAAACGAAUACGAAAAGAUAAAAGAGUCUCCCGAGUAUGAAGAGAUGAAAAAAACAAAUGCACGUUACACUGAAGAAGAACGUAUUUUGAUUGCAGGAGUAGCACAAGUUUAUAUUGAGAGCAACACAUUUACCGAAUCUACUAUAAGAAAGAAAAUGGAACAUUUCGAGGACGAAUUGUCUGUUAUGUCCACCGCAGAUAGAGGCUCGGUGAACUUACUUAGAAUAAAGUUACAAGAAAUUGAAAGGGCAGAAACGGAUCUUCCCAAAUUCGAAGCGGACAAGUUUAAAUUAGAUGAGAAAAUUCGUUCAAUUUCAACUGUGUGGAAGGCCGAAUUAAGUAAAUUUAUUCAUCAAAUUUCCUUAGCUUUUAGCAAAAGGUUUGGAAAAGUCGGAAGUGAAGGAAGGGUUGAAUUGGUUGAAGGGGAAAGAUUCAAAGAUUGGAAAUUACAAAUUAUGGUUAAAUUUAGACAAGAAUCUGAGUUGAAAGUUCUUGACCAUCAAUCACAAUCCGGAGGUGAGAGAGCAGUGUCUACGAUUUUUUUUAUCAUGUCACUACAAGGACUAUCAGACGCGCCAUUUCGAAUUGUUGACGAAAUUAACCAAGGUAUGGACCCAAAGAAUGAGCAGAUGGCUCAUCGGUACCUUGUGCAUACUGCAUGCACAAAUCACAAAUCACAAUAUUUUUUGGUGACCCCUAAGCUUUUGACAGGAUUAUACUAUCAUCCGGAUAUGAUGAUUCAUUGCAUUUUUACAGGUCCAUUAUUAGAAGAGAAUAACGAUCGAAAAGAAGGCGGUUUUCUAGAUUUCGCUAAUAGGUUUAUAGCUGCGUGA